UACGCAAGGCACAUGGUGGAGUGCACAAGCAGGCUAGCGGAGAGGCUGAGGAAGGAAGCUGGGGAAGGAGGAGGUGAGGUGGAGAUAGGAGAGGAGAUGCAUAAGCUCACAGCUGAUAUUAUAUCAAGGACGGAGUUCGGAAGCAGCUUUGAGAAAGGCAAAGAGCUUUUUAACCAUCUCACUGUCCUCCAGCGCCGUUGCGCUCAAGCCACACGCCACCUCUGCUUUCCCGGCAGCCGGUUUCUUCCAAGCAAAUACAACAGAGAGAUUAAGUACCUCAAAAUGGAAGUGGAACGUUUGUUGAUUGAGAUCAUACAAAGCAGACGAGACUGCGCUGAGAUGGGUCGGAGUAGCACUCACGGUGACGACCUUCUCGGGCUUCUCUUGAACGAAAUGGAUAGCGACAAGAACAACAACAAUAACAAUAACAAUCUUCAGUUGAUAAUGGAUGAAUGCAAGACGUUCUUCUUUGCUGGCCAUGAGACCACGGCUUUGCUCCUCACAUGGACAAUGAUGCUCCUAGCCGAUAAUCCCACGUGGCAGGAAAAAGUCCGCGAUGAGGUCAGAGAGGUCUUUGGCUGUGAUGGCCUUCCCUCGGUCGAUCGACUAUCCAAGCUAACCUCGUUAAGUAAAGUGAUUAACGAGUCACUAAGACUUUACCCUCCAGCUACCCUUCUACCAAGGAUGGCAUUUGAAGAUCUAAAACUAGGUGAUCUAACAAUUCCCAAAGGUUUAUCAAUAUGGAUACCGGUUCUUGCCAUCCAUCACAGUGAAGAGUUAUGGGGUAAAGACGCAAACCAAUUCAACCCCGAACGUUUUGGAGGUAGACCAUUCGCGUCCGGUCGCCAUUUCAUACCAUUUGCAGCCGGUCCCCGUAACUGCAUUGGACAACAAUUUGCAUUGAUGGAAGCAAAAAUAAUAUUAGCCACGCUAAUUUCCAAGUUUAAGUUCACAAUAUCAAAUAAUUAUAGGCAUGCCCCAAUCGUUGUGCUUACUAUAAAACCUAAGUACGGAGUUCAAGUGAUAUUGAAGCCACUGGAUUCAUGA
Messenger RNA from Camelina sativa (false flax), 1047 nucleotides. Lineage: Eukaryota; Viridiplantae; Streptophyta; Magnoliopsida; Brassicales; Brassicaceae. The record is from RefSeq and is a predicted model, not a curated record.